AUGACUGAUGUAUGGAAAUCAAACGCGCGGAAGUUUUGUGAAAUUUGUAAGGUGUGGUUCGCCGAUAAUCGUGUAAGUAUAGAGCAUCAUGAAUCUGGUCGGAGGCAUAAGGAUGCGAUUCAGGCGAAACUGCGCGAGCUCGGUAGGCAGAGAAGUCUGAAAGAGAAGCAACAAAAUGAUCUGCAAAGAACUUUGGCUGCCAUGGAAUCAGCUGCUAAAAAGAGUAUGUCCUCAGAUUCUACGGAUCUGCCUUGUAAGUGGAAUCAGAGUGAGCGUUCGGUAGGCUUUGAGCUAGUUCUCUGUCUAUUUCAAGGUGCACCAGUUGGUCCUGCACUGAAACCGCGUACCUUUAUGGAUCCAAGAGCUCAUGGUUCGUCAGUUGCUGCUAUGGCUGUAGAAAUGGCAAGACGGAAACGAGAGAAAGAAGAGGUCGCAAACUUGGCAACAAAGUCACAACACUGGAAGGACGAGGAUGAAGACGAGCAAGUUCUGCUGCCCAAGAAAGAGCCAUCCAUUGAAAAAACCGAGCAUAACGAAGAAAUUGUAUGGGCCGAAACGACUACAGAUGAAGGAGUGCCAUAUUAUUUCCAAAUUUAUACUGGAGGUUCAUCUUAA
Molecule: messenger RNA, 615 nt
Organism: Anisakis simplex (herring worm)
Lineage: Eukaryota; Metazoa; Nematoda; Chromadorea; Rhabditida; Anisakidae
Source: the annotation of a GenBank genome assembly